Messenger RNA from Pygoscelis adeliae (Adelie penguin), 3646 nucleotides. RefSeq names its product DEAD (Asp-Glu-Ala-Asp) box helicase 42 (gene DDX42). The transcript is spliced from 19 exons. The record is from RefSeq and is a predicted model, not a curated record. Lineage: Eukaryota; Metazoa; Chordata; Aves; Sphenisciformes; Spheniscidae. The coding region runs from base 40 to 2853 and encodes 937 amino acids. Gene Ontology annotation, molecular function: RNA binding; ATP binding; RNA helicase activity.
UCCUUCCAGGGACACAAGUCAAGAUAUAUUGAGGACAUCAUGAAUUGGAAUAAAGGUGGACCUGGUACUAAGAGAGGCUUUGGUUUUGGUGGGUUUGCCAUAACACCUGGAAAGAAAGAGGAGCCUAAGCUCUCUCAACAGUCUCAUAGUGCUUUUGGAACAGCCGGUUCUUCUGCUGCAUUUGCGAAAUCAGGGCCUCCUCAGCUGCCUUCUUUCUACAAAAUUGGGUCAAAGCGAGCAAAUUUUGAUGAAGAGAACGCGUAUUUUGAGGAUGAAGAGGAAGAUUCCAGCAAUGUCGAAUUGCCAUACAUUCCCGCAGAGAAUUCCCCCACUCGCCAGCAGUUUCAUUCCAAAUCAGCAGACUCUGACAGCGAUGAUGAUCCUCUGGAGGCAUUCAUGGCUGAAGUGGAGGAUCAAGCUGCUCGAGACAUGAAGAGACUUGAAGAUAAAGACAAAGAAAAAAAGAAUGUUAAGGGUAUUCGAGAUGACAUUGAAGAGGAAGAUGACCAAGAAGCUUAUUUUCGCUACAUGGCUGAAAACCCCACUGCUGGUGUGGUCCAAGAAGAGGAAGAGGAUAACCUGGAGUAUGAUAGUGAUGGGAAUCCAAUUGCACCGUCCAAAAAAAUCAUUGAUCCUCUUCCACCUAUUGACCAUUCAGAGAUUGAAUAUCCACCGUUUGAGAAAAACUUCUAUGAUGAGCAUGAGGAGAUCACCAGUCUCACCCCGCAGCAAGUGGUGGAGUUACGUCAUAAGCUAAAUCUCCGGGUCUCCGGUGCUGCUCCUCCGAGGCCUGGCAGUAGUUUUGCUCAUUUUGGGUUUGAUGAGCAACUUAUGCAUCAAAUUAGGAAAUCCGAGUAUACCCAGCCCACUCCUAUACAGUGUCAGGGUGUUCCAGUUGCACUAAGUGGCAGAGAUAUGAUUGGGAUAGCUAAGACUGGAAGUGGAAAAACAGCAGCCUUCAUCUGGCCAAUGUUGAUUCACAUCAUGGAUCAAAAAGAGCUUGAACCAGGGGAUGGUCCCAUUGCAGUGAUCGUAUGCCCGACCAGAGAGCUUUGCCAACAGAUCCAUUCUGAAUGUAAGCGCUUUGGUAAGGCAUAUAACCUGCGCUCCGUAGCUGUAUAUGGAGGAGGAAGCAUGUGGGAGCAAGCCAAAGCCCUCCAGGAGGGGGCAGAGAUAGUUGUCUGCACACCAGGUCGUUUAAUUGAUCAUGUGAAAAAGAAAGCUACAAACCUUCAAAGAGUCACUUACCUUGUGUUUGAUGAAGCUGACAGAAUGUUUGAUAUGGGUUUUGAAUAUCAGGUCAGAUCAAUUGCUAGCCACGUACGUCCUGACAGACAGACCCUCUUGUUCAGUGCCACUUUCCGUAAGAAGAUUGAGAAAUUGGCUCGAGAUAUUCUGAUUGAUCCAAUUCGAGUUGUGCAGGGAGACAUUGGAGAGGCAAAUGAAGAUGUUACUCAAAUUGUGGAGAUUUUCCCCUCUGGCCCUAGCAAAUGGAACUGGCUGACUCGACACCUCGUGGAGUUCACGUCCUCUGGGAGCGUUCUCCUGUUUGUCACCAAGAAGGCAAAUGCAGAAGAGCUGGCCAAUAACCUUAAGCAGGAGGAUCAUAAUCUGGGGCUGCUUCAUGGUGACAUGGACCAGAGUGAGAGGAAUAAAGUCAUUUCAGAAUUCAAGAAAAAGGGGAUCCCGAUACUGGUAGCUACUGAUGUGGCAGCUCGUGGGUUAGAUAUUCCUUCCAUUAAGACUGUGAUCAAUUAUGAUGUGGCUCGGGACAUAGAUACGCACACCCAUAGAAUUGGUCGUACUGGCAGAGCAGGCGAGAAGGGAGUUGCCUACACUCUGCUGACUCCCAAAGACAGUAACUUCGCGGGUGAUCUUGUCAGAAAUCUGGAAGGCGCUAAUCAACAUGUUUCCAAAGAGCUGUUGGAUCUAGCAAUGCAGAAUCCAUGGUUCCGGAAGUCACGUUUCAAAGGAGGAAAAGGCAAGAAGCUGAAUAUUGGUGGUGGUGGCUUAGGAUACCGUGAACGUCCUGGUCUGGGAUCAGAAAAUUCUGACCGUGGAAACAACAACAGCGUGAUGAGUAACUAUGAGGCAUACAAGCCAUCCACUGGGGCAAUGGGAGACAGACUUACGGCAAUGAAAGCAGCUUUUCAGUCCCAGUAUAAGAGCCACUUCGUUGCUGCAAGCUUAAAUAAUCAAAAGACUGGUAGCUCUGCUGCUGGUGCUAGUGGCUGGACCAGCGCUGGGAGCUUGAACUCAGUACCGACGAGUUCAGCGCAGCAAAAUGCCGCAAAUCCUGACAGCCCAAUUGCAGCCGCCGCAGCAGCAAAGGGUGUUCCAGGUUUCACCAGCACGGGGAAUUUGAGUAGCGUUCCCACCUUUCCAAGUGUCGGCGUACAGGGCUUCAACAACACAAACGCCAGCACCAACAAUCGAGAAGGCGGCGGCGGCAGCACCGGCGUUGCUGCAGGCGGCGGUGGUGGCGGCAUUGUCAGAGAACGAUACAACGACAACCGGAACAGUCGCCACAAUGAGGUCCCGCGCCGUGGAGAGGGUGGUGGUCGCUACAAUGAUGUGCAACGCCAUGGAGAAGGAGGCGGUCGCCACAGUGACGCUUACCGCCACGGAGAGGGCCGACAUGGCGACAACCAUCGCCACGGUGAAAGCCGGCACUUCGCUGAUGUGGGCAGUGGCAAUCGCAAUAAUGGUGAUAGCAGGAAUAGCAACGAAGGUAGGAACAACGAGAACAGGAAUGGUGAGAACAGGAAGGAUGCCAACAGCCGAGACAACAAGACAGAUGGUUUUGCUGUCCCAGAGCCCCCAAAACGUAAGAAGAGCCGGUGGGACAGUUAAAAGCUGGUGUUUCACAGCCUGGAAUCUCUGCAGGUAAGGAAGAACUCUUUUGUUGAAACAUGUCAGCACCCACCUCUGUCUUGUUUCUACUGAAAGAAGUAUCAGAAACUGUCAGGGUUUUGUGACAUUGUGAUGUUUUCUUUAUCAGCUGUGCAUUUACUUUCUGCUUGCUCUAGUAAAUGUUUUAUUACUGGGACAAAAAUAUCUAGCAUGUGCUUUUUAUUCUCCACUUCUUCCUUUGGCUGAUCUGGCAUUUGGAUGGAGAUUUGACUGGCUGGAGAUUUGACUGCGUCCCUUCCUUUCACCAGCAGUUGUGGAUGUAGUCGAUAAAAGACUUCCUGUGGUUUUCCUCGGUAUCUUUCACCUCAGACUGUUUUGCAAACCCUAUUUUAGCUUCAAAGCCUCCCGGGGAAUAGAUUUUCCUCCGUUUUGCAAGUGGGAAGGAUACAGCCCAGGGCACGUUGCUCAUCCCAGCCUUUCAUGGAGUCAUUGGUAGAGCUGGAAAGAGAACUCGGCAACAGCCUUGUGAUCUGACUUGCAUGUGUACUGGUUUCAGUUAAGACAGCAACUUGAUAAUUCGGGACCCCUCACUAACUAGCUCUAACCUGCUGGGAUUUUUUUUAAGAAUAGCUUCCACUUGAAUUACCUAAUCAUGGUCUAGGCAGAAACCUCAUUGCGCGGUUUGAGCUCUGCAUAUUUAGUAUUAAGACAAGGAUUUUCCAGGGCAGAUGUGGCAGGGGGUUUAGGAGCAGCUAACGGUUGAGUUCCCCUUUCCUUAUCACAUUUAAGGUUU